GCAGCCAGGGUGAAGAAGGUGACACCAUGGGCCUUCACUUCGGGAACCUGGCGCGGGUUCGCCAUGUCAUCACCUACAGCCUCUCGCCCUUCGAGCAGCGCGCCUUCCCCAACGUCUUCUCCCACGGGCUGCCCAACAUCUGGCGGCGUUUCAGCUCCCAGGUCUUCAAGGUGGUGCCCCCCUUUGUGGGAGCCUAUCUCCUGUACUCCUGGGGAAUGCAAGAGUUUGAGAGACUGAAGAGGAAGAACCCUGCUGACUAUGAAAAUGACCAGUAACUGAGUUAAUAAGGAGACUGUUACCUCGCUGUAUUAUCAACUCCGUGUUGCUAAGCUUGCUUGCGUGACUAGAGGGGUAUUGAGAGGGAGAUGAGUCUAAUAAACUUUAACUUUGCCCCAUGCCUUUGUGUGAAAUCUGUGUCUUGAGAUGUUUAAGGUGAGUAGCAUCACAUCUCUGUCUGGCUCACGCUGUAAAGGGAGAUGAUCAGGCUAAAGUUCUGUGCACUCAAACUCUUUUAUAUGACAGCAUUUCCAGCCUUUUUUGACUCCUGUUUCUGUGAAACAUUUCUCAGUAUAACUAGUGUAGCAAAGGCUGCCUUCAGCUGGAGAUGAUCCAAAAUAACAGCUCAUUGCUCUCUUUAUCUUUCCAUCACUGGCCACUGCUUUUUCCUUUAACCUUGAUAUAUGUGAAAAACAAAUAGGCCACCUGAUUUGAUAUUGACAAAAACUGCAUGAGCUGGCUGACAGCUCGGAUCGAACGUGGACUUUGACCCUCUGUGCAGAGGCUCGCUCUCCCCAAGUUGCCCUGUGCAGAGGACAAGGGGCAACGGGGACAAGCUGCACUGGGAGAGGUUUCAUCUCGAUGCAAGAAAGCAAUUUUUUACUGUGAGAACAAUUGAUCGCUGGAACAACCUCCUCAGAGACAUGGUGGAGCCCCUGUUGCCACAGGUUUUCAGGUGGCAGAUAACCUCAUCUGGGCUCCCUUCCCACGAAUGGCUGGACCAGAUGAUCUUUUGAGGUCCCUUCUAACCUGGGCUGUUCUAUGAUUCUGUGAUACUAAUUACCUAGUUACUGUAUUUAUUAACGUUAAUCAGAUGAUUAACUGCAAUUCUGAUAUCUGAUUAGUGUUAACAGGCUGGAUUAGAAGCUGCUUCUUGGAAACCACCGGGAGAAACAAGACUAUUUAAUACCUGAAGAUGAUUUAAAAUCAAAUGGUAGUAGUAAAGUUACUUGAGUAUGUGACAAAGAAAUUCACCCUGUGGCUCUGAGCAUAUAAAAAAGCUUCACUGUUGAAAGUCCAGAACAUCUGGCUCUUCCUUCAUCCCUCUUUUUCCUUUCAGUCUUGAGCUGACUGUCUCAAGCUCAUGCACCAUGCAAAGCAACACGUUUAUCUCCCUGUCAUGCUAUUCUUGUAGCCGGUCCUGAGAGUUUAUCUUAUCCACAGGCCAUGAGCGUCAUUUCCCUGCGUUAGGGACUUGGUGUGCUCAAAGCUGGGCUGUCUGGAAGAUAAAGAUGCUCAGUCUCUUGGGGGGCAUGCAAUUUUUAUAGCUGAAUGCCUUAUUCUUUUGGGGCUCUUAACAUAAUGUUUAAAAAGCACAUAAGACUAAGCUCCAUCUUAGGGCUGUUCCUACUGCUCUUGUGUUUACUCCAAGCAGUCCGAGGUCAGCAUAAACAGGAGUAAUACAAGUCACCCAGUGCUGCAAGUUGUGCCAAAAAUACUCUGUGCUUAAAUUUAACUCUGCAUUUCAGUUUGUUGGUAUUUUCUAGGCAGCUUAAGCAAGCAGGGAACAACAAACUGGCUACUACGAUUGUGAGAGCUGGCAAAGACAUCUCAAGCAGCCCACAGCAGCUGAAGGGUAGCCUAAAUGAUAGCAUGUGUGAACUUUUAUGUUCGUAGCUUCAGCAAAUGCUAGUUUUUCAAUGCAUUUCAUCUCGCCUACUCUGCUGAAGGUGAGCAGCUCAUCUCGGUCUCUCUCACAAGGUCCCUGCCCCCAUUCAGGCAGCUGAACUGCCUCUGAACCAGCUGCUAGACUACUGUAAACAACGUGGCACCUUCACCUCAGCCGGUGACCCGUUACCCAAGGCACCGCAGCCCAGCGACUGCUCGGGCAGCGGCUCAGCCCCGCUGCAAUGUCAGCAGUGAGUCAGGAGGCAGGCUGGGCCUCCUCACCCUUUGCUCCACCAAGCCCUGCCGAGCCGCCCUCCGGCUCCCAUGCCCCUGCGCUCACCCAGACCGCCGGGCAGGGAGCUGGAUGCAGAGACUGCUACCAGCAGGGAUACAGCUCCUGCUGGCAUUUGGGAGUUCGGCCGGUGGGUAUUUCAGAAUCUGAACAAGGUGCUUGAAAUUUUGUCAGUCAUUUUUCAGUUCUCCCUUUCCUAAACAUUGGAAGUGGCAACAGAGCAACAUUUCGUGUCUUUUUUUGUUAUGUUGCAUUGUUCUAACCUGCCUCUUUGCUGUGGCUUUUUACUGGCAUGCUGGACUUGCGUAUGUGGAAACAAUCGGUUCAAUUUUUUUCUUUCUUCCCCAGUUUCCUGCACAGAGUAAAUAGAUUGCUGCCUGAAAGGGAUAUGCUGACGCUGUUAGUAACCCAGGACACACAGCAAUUUUGACAUAUCGUCACAAAGUACUAGUCUUAACCUAGCCGAGAAACCGUGACUUACAGAGGGCACUGCUGUCAGAGUUGAAAGAGCUGUCAUUUCAAAUCCUGUGCUCCACAGAUGAAGUCAAGACUACUGCUGCCGCCUCUUGUUUUCCUUUCUCUGUUCUAUACUAGUGCCUAGUGGAAAUAGCAGAAAUUAGAACUCUGGUGCAUGUAAAGAAAGGACUUCAUGGGAAAAACAAUUGAGAAAUUCACAGCCAAAUGUAAAAGAAACUUCUAAGUCCAGCUAUUUGAUGUGCCAUCAUUUACUGUCCCCUUUCCUUCCCUACAUAAGACACAGGAAGGUGAAAUAAUGAAGGGUUUCGAUUCCUCCUCCCAGGGAAGCAAGACGAACAGGGCAGAGGAAAGAGUGUACAAAGAACCCUAGGAAAGGAACAAAUUUUCCAGUAGUGGUUGUACACCAAUACACUAGGAAGGGUUUUUGUUUAAUCCCAGUGAAGUGUGGGCUAAGGGGUAAUCAUAUGUAGACAGGAACCUGACAACAUGGCAUUAUCUUAAUCUGAGUAACUUGCCUUCCACGCUGGCACUUCUGCCUCCUUAUUAAACAAUCACAGAACACGGUAAGCCAUUACAUCCAGAUUUGUGUUUACAAUUUAGCUAAAACAUACUUAAUUGUUUUAUACAGCAUCUUUCUACUUGAAGUGACUUAAAACAUAGUGUGCUCCAAAACCUACACAUACCAAUUUAUUCAUGUCAAGUAUUCUCUUUAUUUGACUCUGCAAUCAUCAAAAAUCUUGUACCUGACAGAGAUGGUGUACAUGGGACAGAUGUGGGAGCCAGAUGCACAAGAUCUCACAGAUGAGGAGGAGCAGCGAGUACCAGCAAGGUCCAUUUACAGACUGGUAAUCUUAGACAUACACUUCUCCCACUUGUCCCAAUGUUCGUAAACAGAGGAUUAUAGAGAAGAUGAGAGGUAAUAGCUCUUCUUAAACAUUCUUUUCUCUAGGCUGUUGCAAUCUCAUUUCACAAUGGAAAAAUUAAGAUUCGUCUUGAUUACAAACUGCCCAUCCACAUCAAUGGGAGUCGUCUGCACCAUUGUGAGUGCGCUGUAAGGUACAGAGGCAGACUGUAGCAGAGAUGGCUCAUCUAAAGAAACCAUAGUCUUGCCACAUGGAGCAACUCAGCUCCAGAAAACCCUUGCAGCAGUCUCUUCAACUUUUGGGAUUUGCUAUCUAGAGAUUAUUGUCUUUAACUAUACAUUAGGGUCCCUGGAAAAAGAGGUCUAUUAUUUAUCAUGCAUAAAAUAACUUUUUACAUUCCAAAACCCAUCUGAAAAGUCUUACAUCUGCUUUUUGAGUACUGUGUGCGUGGAAAGGAAGGUUAAGUAACUUCCUCAUGAUUCUUUCAUGUACCAAGAGUGAGAAGCAGAAUCAAAAGCACGAUUCUCUGCUCCAAAUAAGCUUGGUAAGACAAUACUUACCCCCAGCUCACAAACUCAAAGCUGAACACCCUGUGAAUGUCACAGAAGUUAAAUAAGGUUGUGGCUUUUGAUCUUUACCAUAAUACUUUGGGCCAGCCACCCUUUUGCUUGCAAAUACACCAUGGAGUUCUGGUAACACGUUAGGUAGGUUUUAAAAAAAAGGAAGAGUUGGUGCAACCGGUAAGCUGACCAGACAAAGUACAAGUGGAAGGAGAGUCAAUCAUUAGCCAGCCAGACAGGCCUUGAACCAGAUCACUUCAGCAGAUGCUAACUUAGUAAUUCCCUCUUGCUCCGAAACGAACUUUGUUCCUGUGAUGACUGACAGCUGAUGAAAUGAUAAGAGAAUGAAGUCUAUAAAAAUCUAGCUGAAGCUUGGGAAGUUCUAUUUGGGGCUCUUCCUACCUCCUCCCCCCAAGGCUGGUCCUACAGUCAGUGUGACAGCUCGUACUGUGAAGAUGCACUGUUGGAAGGUGAUGGCAGUCUUUCUGCUCUGCUCACUGCUGCUCAGCCAGGUAAACAGAGAUAACUAUUUAAAGUGCUAAUUGAAAUGGUCUGGUAGUUAAUAAAAACUGUUAUGAUCUAUGUGAAUAAGAGCAAUGGGCAGGAGUUGGAGGUGACAGCAGAGCUCUUUUAGAGGGUUCAACAUCAUAAAAAAGUAGAGUAACAGCCUAGUGAAUACGGGGUUACUCCAAGACAUGACUUGGCAAGUAAUUCUGCCUCCCCUCCCAAGACAACUGAAAAACAGUUAAUUUUUAUAGUUCUUACUUCUUUGGGGUUAGGAUACAAGCAAUUAUACUUUAACAGAGCAUGCUAUGAUCUCAAAACGAGAAAGAUUUCAAGUUCUUCACUUAAUUUUAAGACUAUUGACCUCAGCAUCAG
Messenger RNA from Haliaeetus leucocephalus (bald eagle), 4955 nucleotides. RefSeq names its product cytochrome b-c1 complex subunit 8. Gene Ontology annotation, biological process: mitochondrial electron transport, ubiquinol to cytochrome c. NCBI's taxonomy places the organism in Eukaryota, Metazoa, Chordata, Aves, Accipitriformes, Accipitridae. The transcript is spliced from 2 exons. The record is from RefSeq and is a predicted model, not a curated record. Bases 27 to 275 code for a protein of 82 amino acids.